AUGAGCCACGGCAAAGGCGCCGAUGUGCCAGAAGCCCUGCCCUCGCCGGCGCUGCAGGUGAUUGUCUUGGGGGCUGGCGGCGGCCCGCAGGAAUCGAACACGACCGCAUUCCUGGUGCGAUCGACCGCAGAAGGAUGGCGGCGUGGAUCGAUUGUAGCCCUGGACGCUGGCGUGUUGCUGAGCUCUGUUACCCGGAUCCUCGAGCAGACCUCGCCAGCAGACCUGGGCAGCUCAUCAUCGUCGCUGUCUCUGCCGCAUACACUGACCAGCGGUCCCUUUGCCGGUCUGCAGGUGCCCAACGCCACGGCGGCGGCGAAUGCGGCGCACAUUCAGAGCACGCUGAUCAACACGUAUCUGAUCACGCACCCGCAUCUUGACCAUAUUGCCGGCUUCGUGAUCAACACGGCUGGGCUGCCGGGCUCGCGGCCGAAGCGGCUGGCCGGACUACCGUCGACCAUCUCGGCCUUCAAGCAGCACAUCUUCAACAACGUGAUCUGGCCGAAUCUGUCGGACGAGAACAACGGCGCCGGCCUGAUCACGUACAUGCGCCUCGUCGACGGCGGCUCGCCAGCGCUCGGCGUGGGCGAUGGUCGCGGCUACGUCGAGAUCAGCGACGGCCUGGCCGUCAAGGUCUGGAGCGUCAGCCACGGUCACUGCAUCGAGCGCCACAGCCAUCGCGGCAGCGGUGUCGGCACGCGCUUUGGGAGCGUCGAUGCCGGCGGCAGUGGCGGUGGUGGUGGUCUGUCUUCCGGCCUCACGAGUCCGCGCCUGAUGGCUCGCCAGACCUCGUUCGGGACAGGCCUCUAUUCGUCACCGCUUGCACACCAGCUCCAACACCAGCACCAGCACCAGCUGGCACCGUCCCUGCCGCGACGCGACAGCCACGCUGUGCUGUCGGGCAUCGGUGGUGGUGGUGCGGCAGCUGCUCGGCGGGCCAGCCAGUCGAUCGGCCUUGCCGCACAGCUGACGGGCGAGACUGUGUGCGUUUACGACUCGAGCGCGUAUUUUAUCCGCGACGUGGCGACGGGCCGCGAAGUGCUCAUGUUUGGCGACGUGGAGCCGGACUCGGUCUCGCUGUCGCCGCGCAACAUCCACGUGUGGCAGGAGGCAGCGCCGAAGAUUGCGGCCGGCCACCUGGCUGCCAUCUUUAUGGAGUGCAGCUACGAAGACACACAUCCGGUUGAUCGACUCUACGGCCACCUCACGCCACAUUACGUGGUGGAGGAGCUGGCCAGCCUGGCUGCGGAGGUGGAGGAAGCCCGGGUGAUGCUCAAGAAGCAGGCCGAGGAGCAGCAGCAGCAGCAGCGGGACCGGGAAGGCCGGAAACGGAAACGGCGUGCCGCAGACGAUGACCGUCUGGUCGUCGACGUGGCGACUGGCUUGCGGACAGGCAGCCACAGCCGACGGAAGACAGAAUCGGUCACGUUUGCGUCUGUGCCACGUGCACCAGACGACCCUGUGUCUCCGAGGACGGUGCAUCCUUCCUAUGCCGGCACGGGCGUUGCGGACGACUCAAUGGUUUCGGCAGUUUCGACGCCGGCGACUGCAGGAACGACGGUCACUCCACAUAUCUCGACACCGACGGCCGAUCUGUCGCUGAGCGACGCAGACCCGCUCGACAGCCUGGAGACGGGGGCGGCAAACGUGGGCAGGACACGAGAGCAGCACUGCCGACAACCGCCGCUCAAGGGUCUCAAGGUAGUCAUCAUACACGUCAAAGAGACGCUCAAGGACGGACCGACGGCCGGGGAGGUGAUCCUGGAGCAGCUGCUCGACUACGAGGAGCAAAGCCAGCUCGGCUGCGAGUACAUUAUAUCGUAUGCCGGCCAAAGCCUGUAUUUUUAA
Messenger RNA from Grosmannia clavigera kw1407, 1845 nucleotides. RefSeq names its product cyclic-AMP phosphodiesterase. Bases 1 to 1845 code for a protein of 614 amino acids. Gene Ontology annotation, biological process: cAMP catabolic process; negative regulation of glucose mediated signaling pathway; cGMP catabolic process. NCBI's taxonomy places the organism in Eukaryota, Fungi, Ascomycota, Sordariomycetes, Ophiostomatales, Ophiostomataceae. The record is from RefSeq and is a predicted model, not a curated record. The transcript is spliced from 2 exons. Gene Ontology annotation, molecular function: 3',5'-cyclic-GMP phosphodiesterase activity; 3',5'-cyclic-AMP phosphodiesterase activity.